GCAACAUAAUCUGAUCACUGAUGCCGACUUGAAUGUAAAAUCCGCCGUUCCCGCGCCCAUCUGUGCCCAUGGGUACUCGAUGUUUGGUGGCAUUGGGCUUUUGGCUGGCCACGAGCACGUCAGCGAAGCGGCGCUUUGGCUAUCCUGGCAAUCCCAACUGCUGGGGCCUGGGCUAUGACUUCUUCUACUGCUGCGAGCCUCGCCCCGUGAUGCAAAACAGCUGCUGGAAGGACGGAUAUUCCUUCAGCGACUGCUGCUUCACGGAGACUGAGCCAGUUUGGGGUUAUCCUGGGAAUGAAUCAUGUUGGGACGCCAGCGGGCUGGAUUGGCACCACUGCUGUGGCGAGCGAUCAGGCCCCGCGUGCUGGACGCAGGGUCGAAGCUUCCAAAGCUGUUGCUUCCGCGACGUGGACGCCGGGCGUGAGAACGAGCACCAAAAAUCGCCGAUUGAUCGAGUGGUGCAAUACCCGGGCAACCCGGAGUGCUGGGACUAUGUCUUUGACUUCAACAUCUGUUGCAACGAACGUUUGCGUGCUGAGGACAUCAUGCAUUUCUGCUGGGACGAGCGGCGCACCUUCGACAAGUGUUGCUUCCGGGCGGUCCCUCAGGGUGAGGGAACUGGCUCGGGCACCUACCUGGCUAAGCUAGCACAUAGUGCCUCAAGCAAUGCCAAGGGCGUGGAGGAGUUUCUGCAACUGGCACACUCCAUCCUACCGGACGGCCAGCCGGUGUCCGACAUCGUGGCUGGAGCCUUUAUUCCCUCCAAAGGCGGACGUUUGCAUAUUCCCUUGGGCAUUUACCUGUCCCCCUUGCGCGACCUCCCGAUCAAACUCCUCGAGAUCGGCUUGGGUUGUGGCACUGGAGAUGUGGAGGACGUGUCGAAGGCGGACGACUUCUGGGCAGGCUUCAUGCAGUCGGAGAAUGUCUUUCCGCCCGGAGGCGGCAUGCAGAUCUGGCAGCGCUGGUUUCGGCAUCCCAAGGCUCAGCUCUGGUCCGCCGAGUUCGAUCCCAAAUGCGUUUCCAAUGCCAGGAAGGCUGGGCUGAAGUUGAACCUCUUGAUGGGCGACCAAUCCAAGCCUGAAACCGUACAAAGCUGGGUUCAGCAGGCUGGUGGGCAUUUUGACGUGGUGAUAGAUGAUGCAUCACAUGCGAACGAGGCGAUCCGCACCUCAUUCAACAUCUUGUGGCCACACAUCCAGCCAGGGGGCCUCUACAUCAUAGAGGACUUGAUCUGGAACCGGAAUCCGCGUGCACAAGGCCAAUUCAGCCAAACUGCGAAGCCUUUCGUGGACUCGAUUAAAGAUUGGAUUGACCAGCUUCUGAUCGACCCUUUUCAGACGGGUGUCAAUGAAACUUGGCGCGCCUCGCUACUGGAGGUCAUGCACAAGCGCUCCCCAGAGUCUUUGAGCAAGACGAACCUCUACCGCGUCGAUGACCCGCUGCCGAUUGGCGUGCAGUUCAUCAACUGCUUCCCUGGCAUGUGCAUCAUUGGCAAGAAGGUGAUCCAGAGCACCUUUGAGAAUCCCUAUUUGAAGCAACCUCGCUGAUGGCGUCAAAGUCAUCGCAUUUGGCGCGGAAGCUGGCGGCAAAAGUGUUGCUUCAUCACUUGCACAGGAGCGAUGUUUCAUGUUUCAUGCAUGUUUGCACCAUUGUCUGGAAGCCGGGUUUGCAUUUGAGUGGCCAAUUCAGGAAAAUGGCCAGCACCCGCCAGCACCACGGCAAGGGUGGUUUGUGACAUAUAGACACCCCUGAUGAUAUGUUCCAAUACCCACCCGAACUAGGUCCUUAGGUGCUGUUGUAAGUGUUCUUGAGUCAGACACCUUGCUUUGCAGCGAAUCCGAGCGGUAGCGCCUCCAGGUUGCCUUCUUCGAGAGGCCAGGAAUCCGGUCAACGGGACACCAAUGCACAGACAUAUGGGGAUGGGUCGUUUAAUCCAUGUUAAACCUGGAGCAGCACCAGUCCAUGUAGCGAACGGUUG
This is a messenger RNA of Durusdinium trenchii, 1978 nucleotides long. Lineage: Eukaryota; Dinophyceae; Suessiales; Symbiodiniaceae. The record is from the annotation of a GenBank genome assembly.